CUCCUUCGUCUUUUUGCAGUGACAGCAAACUGUAUUUGAGUGCGUGUCAUUAUUUUUUCCUAACGAUUUUCUCUGCUUUCCUCAAGAAAAUCGUGGAAAAUACACCAGUUUUGUGUAAAAAUAAUUAAAUUUUAAAUAAAACACAACAUAAUAGUGAAUAAAACAUGUCGGGUGAAGUGGUUGAACAAGUAGUGGAAGCUGUGAAAGAAGCAACCGAAUCGGCUGUCGAAAAUGCAACUGAAACCAUAACAAAUGCAAAAGUACCCUCAACUCCUGAAGGUAUUGCUGUGGCCUAUGGAAGUCUGGUCAUUAUGGCUAUGUUACCAAUUGUUUUUGGUUCCAUACGCUCCGUCAAAUUGCACAAAGCAAAAAAGAUAAGCGGCGAAAAAGCUGAUACUAUGACAACUAAAGAUGCUAUGUUCUUCCCCCUCAUCGCAUCCGCAGCUCUUUUCAGUCUCUAUAUUAUCUUCAAAAUUUCCUCCAAAGAUCACAUUAACCUGUUAUUGACCGGUUAUUUCUUUGUUUUGGGAGUCAUUGCCUUGGCCCAUCUAUUAAGUCCUAUCGCCAAUUCAUUAAUGCCCGCCGCUGUUCCAAAAAUACCAUUCCAUAUACAUUUCACUCGCGGAGAAGGUAAAAAUAAGGAAGACAUAAUUAACUAUAAAUUCAGCACCCACGAUAUUGUGUGCUUAGUUAUAUCGGCCGCCAUUGGUGUGUGGUAUUUGUUGAAGAAACACUGGAUUGCUAAUAACAUGUUUGGACUGGCUUUUGCCGUGAAUGGUGUGGAAAUGUUGCAUUUGAAUAAUAUUGUAACUGGUUGCAUUUUGUUGAGUGGUCUCUUUUUCUAUGAUAUUUUCUGGGUAUUUGGAACAAAUGUCAUGGUUACGGUUGCCAAGAGUUUUGAAGCCCCCAUUAAACUAGUUUUCCCACAAGAUUUGCUUACCAACGGCUUAAAUGCUUCCAAUUUCGCCAUGUUGGGUUUGGGAGAUAUUGUUAUUCCUGGUAUUUUCAUCGCUUUGUUAUUACGUUUUGAUCACAGCACCAAACGCAAGAGCCGCAUUUAUUUCUAUUCCACCUUAGUGGCUUAUUUCAUGGGUUUAAUGGCUACCAUUUUCGUUAUGCAUGUAUUUAAACAUGCCCAGCCAGCUUUGUUGUAUUUGGUGCCAGCUUGUAUGGGUACUCCUUUGUUGGUGGCUCUUGUCCGCGGUGAAUUGAAAACAUUAUUUGCCUAUGAAGAUCAUCCCGAGGAAAAACCUGAAAAGAAGGAGGUCAAGGAAAGCAGCAGCAGCAGUAAAAAGAAGGAAUCGAAAAAAGCCAAAUGAUUAUCAGGUGUUGACAAUCCUGGCACAACAACAACUUCUGAUAAUACAACCAGUAACACUACCCCACAACAUUCUGCGACAGUUGUUAAACGUUAUCCCAAACAAUUUACAAAUCGUCCAAAUUCAUACAUUUAAAUGCAUGGAUUCCUUUCUUCACCCCAUAAUUUUCCAUAAAUGUUGUAUCUCUUUCUAACAAAUUAUUUUGUUUUUUUUUUACAAUUUCCUUUUGUAUUCGCUCAACUGUUUUGUUUUAUCUCUUUUUAUACUACUACUAAUUUCUACUUUUUUAUAUAUAUUUUUAGAAAUUAUGAUAAAAGUAGUUUAAUGCUUAAAAUUUCAUAAACUUUAAUCAAAAUGAAAACACAAAAUGAUAAACUAUUGAUAAACAACUAUUACAAAUAUGUAAAUAAUUAGAAAUCUGCCUUUCUUCCACAAAAAAAAAAACUUUAUUAUUUAUAAACCUAUACGAUGAACUGCUUUAUUUUAGCAGUUUUAUAUUUUUAUUUUUUUUUCCUUCUUUGCUAUAAUAAAUAACAGUUUCUUUAAUUAGACUAGACAUGAAAUUUUUAAACAAAAAAAGAAAAAUGGUUAUUUAACAAAAAAUAUAUUGUAAAAUCGGAAUAAAUAAAUUAAAAUUUAUAUGUAAAAGGA
Calliphora vicina (urban bluebottle blowfly) is the source of this 1970-nucleotide messenger RNA. Its product is annotated as minor histocompatibility antigen H13. Lineage: Eukaryota; Metazoa; Arthropoda; Insecta; Diptera; Calliphoridae. Gene Ontology annotation, cellular component: membrane; cytoplasmic side of endoplasmic reticulum membrane; lumenal side of endoplasmic reticulum membrane. Gene Ontology annotation, molecular function: aspartic endopeptidase activity, intramembrane cleaving. The record is from RefSeq and is a predicted model, not a curated record. The transcript has 3 exons. The coding region runs from base 165 to 1319 and encodes 384 amino acids. Gene Ontology annotation, biological process: membrane protein proteolysis.